Pygocentrus nattereri (red-bellied piranha) is the source of this 4183-nucleotide messenger RNA. It is a transcript of the gene tshz3a, whose product is annotated as teashirt zinc finger homeobox 3a. Gene Ontology annotation, cellular component: nucleus. Lineage: Eukaryota; Metazoa; Chordata; Actinopteri; Characiformes; Serrasalmidae. The record is from RefSeq and is a predicted model, not a curated record. The transcript is spliced from 2 exons. Gene Ontology annotation, molecular function: DNA binding; DNA-binding transcription factor activity, RNA polymerase II-specific. Gene Ontology annotation, biological process: regulation of transcription by RNA polymerase II. The coding region runs from base 265 to 3390 and encodes 1041 amino acids.
GCUGCAGACUUUUGAGUGACGUGUUCAACCUGAGGCGUGACUGACUGCCCCGCUGCUCGCUUUACCGUCUGAGCGGACCGACUCUCUGAACAAAGGACAGUCUGCGCUGGAAGCGGCGCACCUGCUCCCGUCACCGUGUCGGCCAGUGUAGCGCCUGCCCAGCAAGUCGUGGCUGAAAUAAGUGGCGCGUUUCGAGAGGAGCGGACCGUUUCGUGCUGCGUGAAGGGCGCCAAGAGGUCCAGCGCCUCGCCGUUAGCAGUUAGCAUGGCCAGGAGGAAACAGCACGCGCCUAAGCGCGCGGCAGCCUAUGAAUUGGAGGAGGUUAAGGAGCCUGACAUGCAAAGUGAAGUCAUGGAAAGACAGCACUCAACAGCUAGGGGGAAACCACUGGUCAACAAUGAUUACUAUAGAGAGGAGUAUCUCUUCCAAAAUUCAAAAGAAGAAGGCUGCACCUCUGCUGCUGAUUUUUUACAGAAGGACAGUGAAUCACCCAAUUUUGAGUCAAAUAAACCCACUUCUGAUUCUGAAAGCACUUCUAUCAAAAAUAAAGAUGAAACUAUGAAAGACAGUCAUAACAGGGGAUCUGAAAGGUCGGUGUGGGGGUCAGAUAGUUUGGAACAGAUAAAGGCCAUUUAUAAAAGUUUUCUCUCUAACUCUUAUUGGUCCUCACUGAGUCUGAACCCUUCUCAACCAUGUGCAGAGAAAACAUCAGACACUAGCAGCUGCAGUAGCAGCAGCAACAGCAGCCCUGGAGGCGAGUGCUUUGACUGGCACCAGUCUGCAAUCGCAAAGACCUUGCAACAGGUUUCUGAAAAACAACUUCAUCCAGCAAUGGAGCCAAGUCUUUUUAGCACUGUUCAGCUCUACCGCCAAAGUGCAAAACUUUAUGGGUCUAUUUUUACUGGUGCAAGCAAGUUCCAUUGCAAAAGCUGUAGUGCAUCUUAUGACACGCUGGUUGAUCUUACAGUUCACAUGAGCGACACUGGACACUAUCGAGAUGACAACCAUGAGAGGGCUGGAAAAGAUGCGAAGACUUGGUCCAAGCCACGAAAACGUUCUUUACUUGAAAUGGAGGGCAAGGAGGAUGCCCAGAAGGUUCUCCGUUGUAUGUACUGUGGGCACUCUUUUGAGUCCUUGCAAGAUCUCAGUGUGCAUAUGAUCAAAACUAAACACUACCAAAAAGUGCCUCUGAAAGAACCUGGAACAUCCAUUGGCAGUAAAAUGAUCUCUUCUUUUAAAAAAAGAGUACCCGUGGAAGUAGACAUAACUAAAGUGAAUGGUGCAGAGCAGAAAAGAUCUUAUAAAGGGACUCAGGUAAAUGAUAAUCUUCCCAACGUUUCUGAUAUUAAUAAGAAGGAUGUUCUUGCAGACCACAAUGGGGUGACCGGUGCCUUUCAGCUAAAAUCUCAGAUUUUGAGAUGCACAGAGUGCAGAAGUUCCUAUGAAUCUUUACACCAGUUAACUGCCCACAUUAUGCUGACGGGUCACUUUGUCAGAGCCAGCAACUCUCUUCAAACAACAGACAAAUGCCUUUCGGAACAGCCACUCUUGCCUACUAAAGUUAAAAUGAGUGAUGAGAAGAUCCAAACAGAGACACAAAACCCGUCUGCAUCUUCACCAACUGGAACCGCACAUGAGACACCAUGUUCCCCUUCUCCUGUUCAAAACAAUGCUAAGGAUGAAAUUCAGGGGGAGGUAUUACUGAAAGAAGACCUUUGCAGAGAAGCAACUAUUGAGAAUGAUGCAGGUGAGAGAUAUAAUAUAUCUUCAAAAUGUGAUUACCUUACUGAGGAAGAUCUGAAAGAGAGUCCAAAAGUGAACCUUGAUAUCCUCAAGUCAUUGGAGAACACUGUUACUUCUGCAAUCAACAAAGCACAAAAAGGUACACCAACCUGGGGAGGAUACCAGAGCAUUCAUGCUGCUUAUCAGUUACAAAAUAACAUGAGGCCUUCACUCUAUAACCCAGGACGUGUUUCCUCCAUAAAACAACUGGUGCAUGGUAUGGAAGUUCAGUCCUCAGAUAAAUGUAAACUAAUCAUCUCUCCAACCCCCCCACAGAGAGCUCCUUCACCCACAGUGAACCUGCAUGCGAUGGAGGAGUUGGUGAAGAAGGUAACAGAUAGGGUUGUUGAGGAACAGAAGAAAAAUACUGAUGAGCAUGUUUUUUUACAAAGGCAGUUCAUAACCUCACCCUCUACGAAUGCUGAUAGGAAAUCAUCAGCAUCCAGUUCACCAAUAGUUGAGAGUCAUGAAACACUAAGUAAUACAGAUAGUAAGGUUGCUGACCCUGAAAAUAACGCAGACGAGAAGAGUUCAAUAAAAUGUACAGACAGUUUUGCACAGCCCUCUGCCUCUUCUUUAUCAUUGUGUGAUGAUAAUGCUGUAAUAACCAGUCACCCAGAGCCAAAACAACCCUUUGUUAGUCCUUUGAAUGCCCUUCAGUCAGUAAUGAAUCUUCAUUUAGGUAAAGCAGCUAAACCUGUAAAGCCAGUCCAGGACCCUAUGAGUAUGCUUCUCAAGAUGAGCAACACCAUGGCAGAGAGGGCUGCAGUGGCGGCACCUCCAAUACCAAGCUCAAAACUGGAGCCACUAAAUCCAGAUUUUCAUCAGCUUGACAAAGACCAACCAAUAGAUUUAUCCAAAGGCAAAAAGAGGCAGUGUUUAGCGACUGCUUCUCUCCCAGGAAAAGUACUGAACUCUUGUUUGCCUGGUUUGACCAGAACUGACUUAUCAAAUAUACUGUGCACUCCAGGCAGCCCAGUGCAUGAGAGUGCCCUCUCAGACAUAUCCGACAUGCUGCGGAACUUGUCAGACGGUCACAUCUCAAAACCCCCAACACCUUCCCAUAAAGUAGAGCGGUCAGAGAUUGAAGGUGCACACACCCCAGAUGAGGGCGACGAUGCAUCCGUGGUUCACAAACGGAAGGGCAGGCAAUCACAUUGGAAUCCUCAACAUUUGCUGAUUCUGCAGGCCCAGUUCACAUCCUGCCUUAGGCAGACAGCUGACGGAAAGUAUGUCAUAUCAGACUUGAGCCCCCAAGAAAGGAUGGUCAUCUCGCGCGUUACAGGUCUUUCCAUGACAACCAUCAGCCACUGGCUAGCCAAUGUGAAAUAUCAGUUGAGACGAACAGGUAGGACCAAGUUUCUGAAAAAUGUUGACUCUGGUCACCCGGUUUUCUUCUGUAGUGAAUGUGCCAUACAAAUCCAGUCUCGGUCAACAUACCUCUGUCACCUUGAGUCACAUCUCGGCUUUCGAAUGCGGGACUUGGCAAAGUUUUCUUGUGAGAACAUGAGCAAGAAGAUUCCAAGACAUUCAAAGGACUUAUCCCAAAAACAUGUUGUGCCUCCCCUCUCACCUGCUACAGGUCCAGAACAGUUGUAUCCAGUGUAAGCACCGUAUAUAGUAGCAUGACAAAAUGCAUUAAAUUUAAGGAAAGUAGCUUAUAAAAACUGAAAAACAUGAAAUGUGAUCUGUGUAAUUUGUACAGAAUAUAUAUUGUAGUUUGACAAAAAGAAACACAAAAAUGUGUGUUAUAAUGUGAAAGAUCUCAAUCAUCUGGUAUGAUUUCUGUCCCUCAAGAUUUCUUUAUGAAAAAUGAGGCUUUCAGUUCUGCUUCUAAGGAAACUAGCACCAUAGUAGACAUUUUAUGAAAUGUAAGGAGACGUCUUUCUUGAUAUAAUAUUUAUUCUGUUUUUACUUUUUUUUUAAUCUCUUCUUCGUGAUUUUUUUUGGUUGAGAUGAGAUUUUGGUAGAGAUGAGAUUUUAGUAUGUGCAGGGCUACUUUCAUUAUUUUCAAAUGACUAGUCAUAUUUUUAUUUAUUUAUUUGGGAAUAUUUUUGUCAGCAGUUAUGUUAUCCAUCUUAUUUGUUACUGUGCAACAUUUUGUAAUCUUUAGAAAAUUUGUACAGGGCAAAGCCACAAGGUCAUUAAAAUUUGCUGAUUGUGUAUCUGGCGUAUUUGCAUAAUUUUGCAGCACAGAAUAAAACAUCCUACAGUAUGUUAUUAGUAGUUAAUGUUAGCUUUCUGAGCGUAAUUAUACUAGUGUGUAUAACUCUACCUAUAUUUCCACUGCAGAAUUAAAUUCAGUAAUAUUCCCAAAGCAAACAAUUCACUAUUCUUUUUCAUUUUUUUAAUCACUGAAUGUAUAAAUAACAUAGCAUGACAUUAUUUCUGGAUUGUAAAU